AUGUCAUUAAUUCGUCGAGACCAUAUAGCAGGACAUACUCAUGAUCGAAGUAGAUCAAGUUCAAUAGAUGGGGAAAUAGAUUAUUCAUUGUGGACCCUUGAAAAAGUUUUACAAUGGCUUGAGGAUAACUCUUUUAGUGAAUAUAAACAAAUCUUUAUUGAUUUUUUUGCAUUACGUGACCUUAGAAAAAUUAAACAUUUAUUAAAAAAUGAAACGGAAGGUCGUUAUAAAUUGAUAACGGCUAUUAGAAAGAUAGGUGAACGGCCUUCAUUUUCAGAUAAGAGCUCUCAAGAUUUAUUAGGAGGUCUUCGUGACACAUAUGGUUCAUUAUCUUAUUCACCAACAACGCAUAAUUCAUCUCAAACACGCCUUAGUGCACCUAGUUUAUUGGAAGCUACAACAAACAAAACGCUUAAAUUAUCAACUAGUUUUCCUGACUUGCGUAAUGCAAACAAUCAUCAAAACAAUCAUUCAUUUAGUCCUACUAUUAAUCCAAGGAGUUCUUCGAUUGAUAAUGAAAAAUGGUCAAAACCAACUAUAUUAACUUCAAUCCCAUUUUUAUCUCAAGAUCCACAUGAUCAAUCACCAUAUCAAUAUAAUAACAAUAAUGGCUAUCUUGAUGAUAAAACUCCCAGUCCUCCUUCACCGAUAAGCAGAAAGUGGAAACCUUUUAUUAAUCAUCCAGCAAAUAACGUUGAUAAUAUUAAUAAUAUUAAGUCUAAACCUUCGUUUUCUAAUGGAAUUUCAAAUAAUUUAGAAGAUCCAAUAUCGUCAGCAACUUCAACACUAAACAAUUUUACAAAUUUACCCAAGCACAAUUUCCAGUUGACAUUUGAUUUUAAGAAUUUUCGUUUAGUUGAAUUAUCUGGGGAUGAACCAAGAUCUAAAAUAAAAAGAGUAAUAUUUUCACAAUUGGAUAUUGAUCCUAAUGAUUGUGAGAAUUAUACAUUUCAUUUGACUGAACUUGGACAAAAAGAAAUCGGUAUAAUUAUUAAAAUUUUUGAAUCUUUGAUUUGA
Molecule: messenger RNA, 1017 nt
Organism: Entrophospora sp. SA101
Lineage: Eukaryota; Fungi; Glomeromycota; Glomeromycetes; Entrophosporales; Entrophosporaceae
Source: the annotation of a GenBank genome assembly